GGCCGCGCGGAGCACUGUGGGGGCUCGGCGCUGUAAUGGAGGCUGCCGCUCCGCGGCCAGCGCCGCUGCCUGCCUCUGGGGUGCUCCCUCAGUGCCGGACUUCCCCCGGCGAGUCAAGUUCUUCCGCGGGGAGAUAGAGCGGUGGCUCCGGCAGGCUGGGCCCUGGGGCAGAUGAAGAGGCAGGCCGCGGCUUCGGGGACAGCGCCGCCGGUGCCGUCAGUUCGUUUGUGCGGCGGCCGAGGCUGUUCCCAGUGGCCUCGGCAUGCAGUAUCUCCUGUCCGGGUCGCGGACCCGCGGCGACAGUUUCUCUCUGGGGAAGGUCCCCGUUUUUCGCGGGAGCGGCGUGGGGCUGUGUGCCCGCGCCCGGAGGGCACCGCAACGCCGUAGCAGCUGCCGUGGGUUCUGGCCGCAGCAGGGUGGGAGGCUCGGGCACCCCGCGGGUGCUGCUUCUGAGAGGAGAAAAGAUAAAGGAUUUGGCGCUGCGUGUGUAGAGAGACUUCUUUAUAAUGUCGUCUGUGUGGAGUUUGUGCACCGUAGUUGUUUGCUGGGGAUCAGAGAAGCAGCAGCUCAAGCGCUGCCUGCCAGAAGCAGUCACAUCAAAAAGACAAGCCCAGCAGUGCUCCCUCUAACCCCUUACUCAGUGCAGAGGAAAACAGAUCUCAGCGUUAAGUGUACUGUGCUCCUGGCUUGCUGCUUCAUGACACUGAGUGGGUGUGCUUCGUACAGCCCUGCUGUGGCUGCUUCAGGAUGAAAAGCAGCCUUGGCAAACUAGAGCUGCGUGGGAGAAAUCCAACUUCCAGGCUACCUGUAAAGUGAGGCAAAGCCUUUGUGCAACCUGGAGUAUAACUACAUUUCUGGUGUGAAUUUCCACUGGAAAAGCAUAACUGCAUGAAACAGGAGUAGCAUAAAAUAGCAUAGGAAUUGCUGCCUUAUCCCAGGGGCUUCAUCCAGCAGGGAAGAGAAGCUGCAAUAAUAGCAAAUGUUCCCGCUUUCCAUCCUGAUAUCCAUCCAUGGAAGCACACGAAGAUGUCCCUGCUCCUUGGGAAUUCACGAGCAGAUGGAGCUCUGCCAGGCCUCAAAGUGUGGAACCUCUCCACUUCCUCCUGCUGACAAAGUCUCAGUCUUUAUGCCUUGCCAUUUGGCCACCUGACUAGCCAACUUUUUUUCUCCUUAGCAAGUGGGAAGGGCAGGGGAAAUGCAUGAGAGAUGUGGAGAAGUGUGGUGCUGCUUCACUUAAUCUGGUUGUUUUGUAAAGGGCUUUUGGUAUGUACGGUGAUGAGAUGGGCAAGGGCCUUGAUAGAUAGAAGGUUACUGGAGAGGGGAAUCAGGGUGGACAAAGGUUUGUGAGGGCCUGGUUUUAGAAGGCCAGCACCAGAACGAGAGGACACAGCCUCAAGCUGCGCCAGGGGAAAUUUAGGCUCGAGAUGAGGAGAAAGUUCUUCACUGAGAGAGUCAUUGGACACUGGAAUGGGCUGCCCGGGGAGGUGGUGGAGUCGCCAUCCCUGGGGCUGUUCAAGGCAGGAUUGGAUGUGGCACUUGGUGCCAUGGUCUAGCCUUGAGCUCUGUGGUAAAGGGUUGGACUUGAUGAUCUGUGAGGUCUCUUCCAACCUUGGUGAUACUGUGAUAAUUCUAUUUAUCAGUACAAGGUUGGGAAAGACUGGAGAGGAAAGGGUCAGGUACAGGGGGAAUUUUAUUCAGAAGAAACAAACCAAUGCAGGUUACAAACUCGUGUUGGGAAGGAACAUCUAAGAUGAAAGUUUCUUGGCUAGAAAUAGCAGGAGGAAGGAGGUGUGAGUGCCUUUGUAGGAAGAUGGCAUGGCUAGGGGCCAUUCAUGUGAUGUGGCUGUUAAAAAGCCAAACAGAAGCUCAAAUGGUGUUGGAUUCAGUAUUUCCAUCACACAGUGCAUGCUGCUCUCAGCUUUGGAGUGUUGUUCUUGCCUCCAGGCCCACAGGCAAGGAGGUCAUGCUGGGAUGGAUGUGGAGAGCAGUUCAGAGGACCAAGGAACCAGCCUGGCAGGAGGAAACUGAAACAGUGGAGCUGAAAGGUUGCCAAAUGCUGCAGCAUUUGGGUAUGGUCAGAAUCUGAAUAUCCCUUCCUAGGUGACCCUCUUCAAAUCUGGAGGUGACACUGUUUGAUACCAAGAGCUACCCUGAAUAAUUCAGCCAAAACAAUUCAGCACCAUCCACCUGGGUCUCUGCUCAGUUCCUCUUGCUGCAGUUAUCUGCUGAGUGCAGCAAGACACUGCUGCAGCCCUUGCUCGUGGCUGUCACCCCUGCCUCAUCCUGCUGCCUGCUGGCUUCUUUCUUGCUGCUGGAGCUGUUGUGCUGUGGCUGCCUCCACUGCAUCUCCUCCCUCUGCACAGCUGUGGUUCUGCCUCAGAUGAGUGCUGGGUUCACUCCUGGACUGCAGAAUAGGGGCUGAGAAGUGUCCUGACUGAACAUGGUCCUGUGCAGAGUGUGAGGUGCUCUGGACCUUGGAGCUAAUCUGCAGAAAAGCCUGGCAGCCCUCAGGAUUCUCCUGGAGACAAGGAAUCUGCUUCCCAGCACUGCCAGUCGCUUGAAGAAGCUGAAGCUGAGCAGAGAGAAAAAUAACUUUCUCCCCCAGCUGCCCAGUGUGCUCCCCUCCUGCUCCUCGCCUGUGUGUUGGCCUUGCCACAUCUCACCAUGAGCAUCCAAAGUGUGGCCUUCAACCAAUCUUCAACCCAGGCAUCUGCUCUGAGAACAUUAGUGGACGGUCAGCUCCGGCUGGUGAAUGGCUCCACCGCAUGCUCCGGGCGGGUGGAGGUUUGGUACCACGGCGAGUGGGGGACGGUGUGCGACGACGGCUGGGACAAGCAAGAUGCUGCUGUGGUGUGCAGGCAGCUGGGCUGCGGGAAGGCAGUGUCAGCCCACGGCAACGCUUACUUCGGCCGUGGGUCUGGGCCUAUCUGGAUGGACGAUGUGAACUGCGGCGGGCAGGAGGAGCUCCUCACGCAGUGCUCGAGGCCGAGCUGGGGAGUGCACAACUGCGGGCACCAAGAGGACGCAGGCGUCGUGUGCUCAGGUUGGCCCAAGGACUGCAGUGAGAUCCCUGCUAGCAACCCCAGUGGUGUCUAUGUGAUCCAGCCCACAGGGCUGCACCCCAUCGUGGUGUACUGUGAGAUGAAUGGGACAGACGGGGGCUGGACAGUGAUCCAGAGGAACCACCAGAGCACAGAGAUCACCUGGGCUGAGUCCUGGAGCACCUACAAGUAUGGCUUUGGGAACGUGCUCACUGACUACUGGCUGGGCACCGAGUACAUCCAUCAGAUCUCCAGGCAGAAGGUUUACCAGGUCAGGUUUGCCAUCACAGAUGCCUCAAACAACACCAAGUUUGCAGACUACAGCCUCUUCUAUGUAGAAGAUGAGUCCCAAGGCUACCAGCUGAGGCUGGGCACCUACUCAGGGACAGCAGAGGAUGCCAUGGCCUCAAAGACUCCCAGCACCAUGCACGACAACAUGAAGUUCUCUGCUAAAGAUCUGGAUCAGGACACUUACAGCGGGAACUGUGCCUCCAGCUACGGGGGUGGGUGGUGGUACUCUGCCUGUUACUCUGUCCGGCUGAACGUCAAGGGGGCCAUAACGUGGGGCAGCCUGUGCAAUGGGAACUGCAAAGCCUCUGCCAUCCUCAUCAAGCCUACUACCUACUGCUAGAGCUUCCUCACUGCUCGUCUGCACUGGGCACGAUGCCACUCCAGUGCCCUGCCAGGCCUCUCUUCACUGGAGGGGAGCAGACUGGGUGGCUGCAGGGCACAUCCUGAGCUGCUUUGAGUUUUUUCUUUCACCUCUUUUGCAGAGCUCCUCUGCUUCCCUUGCUGGGUUCUUCCUCUUUGAGCUGUUUUUAUAGGAAUUGCUCUAGAAUCAGACUAACGUGUUACAGACCCUGUGCUUCUGAGACAUACCUGCUCUGGAGAAUAAAAUGUGUUUUGGAAACAUAA
Molecule: messenger RNA, 3956 nt
Organism: Pogoniulus pusillus (Red-fronted tinkerbird)
Lineage: Eukaryota; Metazoa; Chordata; Aves; Piciformes; Lybiidae
Product: fibrinogen-like protein 1-like protein
Exons: 4
Coding region: 2665-3672 (335 amino acids)
Cellular component (GO): membrane
Source: RefSeq, a predicted model, not a curated record